AAUUUGUUUUAAUUAAAAAAAUUUUAAUAUUGUAAAAUAUUUUUUUUAGAUGAUUAUCUUUCUUUACAAGAAUAUAAGAAAGAAAAAUCAAAUUAUGUAUUUACUAACAAAAACUUGAUAAAAAAUUUUUUUGAAUAAUUUAUGUUGCUCCUCAGGAUUAAAAUACUAAUAUUGUUCCUUUAUAUAUAAAAUAUAAACAUUUAAAUACUUUAAUGAUAUAUUAAAAAAAAUUUAUUAAUUUUUUAAUAAAUACAAUUUAUGUCAUCAUAAAGAAUGGAAUUACAUUAUAUGUAGAAAAAUUUAAUUUUUUAUGUAAAAAUAAAGUGCUGCAUUAAAAUCACUGUCUAACAUAAUGAAUGUUUCUUAUAGAUAUAUAUUUAAUAUUUAAUAUUUUCAGUUUUAUUGAAAAAUAUUUUUGAUAAUAUUCAUUUUUAAAAUAAAAAUAUAUGCAAAAAUAAAUAUAAAUAUAUAUAAUAAUCAUAUUUUGGUAUGUCUAAUUUUUUUAAAAUUAUAUUUGUUCCAAGUCCCAAUAUACCAUUUAUAAUUAGAGAGAAAAAAAAAUUUAUUUUGUUUUUUAACUAAUAGUAAAUAGAAUUUAAAAAAUCUUCUUUAUCAAAAAUUAACAAUUAUAAAAAAUUAAUUGCAACAAUUGCAAAAAGAACAAACAAAUGUGAUAAUGUUAAGAUUCAGUAAGUUAGUUCAGUAAUUUAAUGCAAUACUUUUCAAAAAAUAUAAAAUUUUUAUUUAACUUUUAUUUAUACAUUGGUUUAUUUUUUAAUUUUAAAUUCUUAUAUUUAGAUAAAAUGCAAAUAAUAUGUAAUUGUUUUAGAAAUGCUUGUUUAAAAGUUAAAAGUAUUAUGAAAUAUACAAUCAUGAAAUUUUUUUCAUUAAAAUAUUUAGGUGAUGACAAUUUUACAAUAUGAAUAGUUUUUUAUAAAUACAAAAUUAUAUGGAUUUUAUGAGACAGGCUAUAAUUAUUUUCUUUAUUAUUGUGAAAUGAUUUUAAAUACAGUUUUUUAUUUUAUAAUAUGCUCUUUAAUAAAAGUAUGCCUGUUAACAUUAUAUUUAUUAUUAUAUACUGAUGUAACAUUUUUGUUCUCUUUUAAAAUAUAACAUUGAUCAAUAUAAUUGUUAACAGUAAUAAUUAAAUCAAUAAUUAAUUCAGUUGUCUUAUUUUUAUUAAUAUAUUUAAGUUAUUUUAAUUAAAAACAUAUUUUAAAUUUUAAAAAAUGAUAAAACUUUUAUCUAAAAUAAUAAAUAUUGUUGUUAUUAACAAUGAUUAAUUUAUUGCAUUAAAAAUUGAAAAAUGUGCAUAAUAAAUUUUAUGGAAUAAAUUAAACUGUUUUUUUAUAUGAAAUGAAUUAUAAGUAAAAAAUAUUCCUGCAUUUCAUUUUUUAUAACCCUUUAAUUUAAUAGAAAGAUAAUUAUUUUAAAUAAUAAUUUAAAACAAUAAAUUAUUUUGCUUAAUUGAAAUAAUAUAUAAAUAAUAUAUUUGUUUUGUUAUAUAUAAUCUAUUAUCUAAAUAAUUUUUAUAAUAAUAUUUAAUUAUCUUUUUAAAUUAUAAAUAUUAGAUUAAUAUUAAAGAUUUAUCUCACAUAUCUUACUAUUAUUUAAAUAUAAUAAAAAAAUAAUAGGUCUAGGUUAUACAUUUUAAUAAUUUUACCUAUGAAAUUUAUUACAUUUUUUUAAAAUCAAUUUUGCAUUAAUGUGUAAAGUUUUCAAAUUAGUUUUUAUUAAUUUAAAUAUAUCUUUUGAAAUGAAUCAUAAAUCUUUCUGUAAAAUAAUUAUUAAUAUUCAUAUAAUAAUUUCUAAAAAUGUGCAUAAUUAAAAACUUAAUUUAUAUUUGAUUUAUAUUUGAUUUGUUUCAUUUUAAGAAAUUAUAUGUAUAAUAAUUGUUAUAAUAUUUUUAUAUAUCUCAUUAUUUUUUGCAUAAUAUAUAAAAUAUCUUAUAUGUACGAUUUAUUACACAAUUGUAUCACUAUAAUGUAUAAUGUAUAAUGAUACAAAAAUAUAUAACAAAUUUGAACGAUCAAAAUAUAAUUUGUUUUUGGAAAUUCUGUUUUUUUACAAGUUAAUGUUUGCAUUUUAUAUAUAAUAUUAUAAGUCAUUAUUGUACAAUAUUUUAUGCAAUUCAAUAAGAUAACAUUUGAUCUUUAGGACCCCCACGAAUUAUAAGAUAUUUGAUUGUUGUUUUGUAUACAAUAUCAUAACUUAUAAUACUAUAUGUAUUUACAUGUAGUUGUCUACAUAUAUAUAGUAUGAAUUAUGGGCUAUUAAAAAUUACUUCGGAAUUUGAAGCUACACACUUGUUGAAUCUAUUCUAUAGUGCGUACGAAAGUCUAUAUUGGGUAUAAAAUUAUUUUGAUUGAAAUUUAUUUCUUUUUAGAAUAAUAUUUUUAGAAGAAGAAUCAUGUCUAGUGGAAAUUUAGCAUUAUUAAGUGUCUCUGAUAAAAGAAAUCUUUUACCAUUUGCUAAGAAAUUGCAUGAACUAGGUUUGACAUUAGUUGCUUCUGGUGGAACAGCAAAAUUUUUGAGAAAUGCUGAUCUUCCAGUAAAAGAUGUUUCUGAUAUUACUGGUGCUCCUGAAAUGCUUAAUGGAAGAAUUAAAACUCUUCAUCCUGCUAUUCAUGCUGGUAUAUUAGCUAGAUUCACAGAAUCAGAUCAACAAGAUCUUUGUAAACAAAAUUAUGAACUUAUUCAGCUUGUGGUAUGUAACUUAUAUCCAUUUGUAAAUACAAUUACAAAAUUAGAAGUAAAGCUUGAAGAUGCAAUAGAAAACAUAGAUAUUGGUGGAGUAACUUUAUUACGAGCUGCUGCUAAAAAUCAUAAUAGAGUAACAGUUAUUUGUGAUCCUAAUGAUUAUGAAAAAGUUGAAAAAGAAAUGCAAUCUUCUAUUAACAAAGAUACCUCUUUGGAAACUAGACAAUUAUUAGCAGUUAAAGCAUUUACUCAUACAGCAGAAUAUGAUAAUGCAAUCUCAGAUUAUUUCCGUAAACAAUAUAGUAAUAAAGUUUCUCAAUUGACAUUGAGAUAUGGAAUGAAUCCACAUCAAAAACCUGCACAAAUUUUUACAAUUUUAGAUAAAUUACCAUUAACAGUAGUAAAUGGUUCCCCAGGUUUUAUUAAUCUCUGUGAUGCAUUAAAUGGUUAUCAAUUAGUAAAAGAAUUAAAAGUAGCUCUAAAUUUACCAGCUGCAACAUCUUUUAAGCAUGUUAGUCCAGCUGGGGCAGCAGUUAGUGUGCCAUUAAACAUAGUACAAGCAAAAUUAUGUCAAGUAGAUGACUUAUUAGACCAACUUACACCAUUAGCAACUGCUUAUGCGCGUGCACGAGGAGCUGAUAGAAUGUCUAGUUUUGGAGAUUUUAUAGCAUUAUCAGAUACAUGUGAUGAAGUUACUGCUAAAAUUAUAUCUAGAGAGGUUUCUGAUGGCAUUAUUGCACCUGAUUAUUCAGAAAAUGCGCUCAAAAUUUUAAAAAAGAAAAAAAAUGGUGCAUAUUGUAUACUUCAAAUUGAUCCAAAUUAUAUGCCACCUCAAAUGGAAUAUAGAGUUUUAUUUGGAUUAACUAUGGAACAAAAACGUAAUGAUGCAAUUAUUGAUAGAAAUAUAUUUUCUAAUAUAGUAACCAAAAACUACACAACCAUUUCUGAUUCUGCUAUGAGAGAUUUAAUCGUAGCUACUAUUGCUUUAAAAUAUACACAAAGUAAUUCAGUAUGCUACGCAAAAGAUGGACAAGUAAUUGGAAUUGGUGCAGGACAGCAAUCAAGGAUUCAUUGUACAAGACUUGCUGGUGAUAAAGCUGAUAAUUGGUGGCUUCGACAGCAUCCUAAAGUUAUUAGUAUGAAAUUUAAGAAAAAUGUAAAAAGAGCAGAAAUUUCAAAUGCUAUUGAUAAUUAUGUAAAUGGAUUUGUUGGAAAAGAUAUGGAUGAAGCUUCAUGGACAGCAAUGUAUGAGGAAGUGCCACAGAAACUCUCAGAAAGUGAAAGAAUAGAAUGGAUAAAAAAAGCAAACAAUAUUGCUCUGAGUAGUGAUGCUUUCUUUCCAUUUAGAGAUAAUGUGGAUAGAGCUAAAUUAAGUGGUGUUAAAUAUAUUGCAAGUCCUUCUGGUUCUGUAAAUGAUGAAGCAAUAAUACAAGCUUGUGAUGAACAUAAAAUAGUAUUAAUUCAUACUAAUCUAAGAUUGUUCCAUCACUAAAUGAUUAUAUUAAAUUAUAAUUCAAUAUAAUAGUAUAUUAUUUUAUUAUAUUAAAACAAUAUUCAUUAUAAAAACUAUACCUAUAAUAAAUAAAAUAUAAAUUAAUAACAAA
Molecule: messenger RNA, 4304 nt
Organism: Apis cerana (Asiatic honeybee)
Lineage: Eukaryota; Metazoa; Arthropoda; Insecta; Hymenoptera; Apidae
Product: bifunctional purine biosynthesis protein ATIC
Biological process (GO): 'de novo' IMP biosynthetic process
Cellular component (GO): cytosol
Molecular function (GO): phosphoribosylaminoimidazolecarboxamide formyltransferase activity; IMP cyclohydrolase activity
Source: RefSeq, a predicted model, not a curated record